Messenger RNA from Talpa occidentalis (Iberian mole), 1214 nucleotides. It is a transcript of the gene FOXR1, whose product is annotated as forkhead box R1. Gene Ontology annotation, molecular function: DNA-binding transcription factor activity; sequence-specific double-stranded DNA binding. The record is from RefSeq and is a predicted model, not a curated record. Gene Ontology annotation, biological process: regulation of DNA-templated transcription. The coding region runs from base 166 to 1056 and encodes 296 amino acids. The transcript has 6 exons. Gene Ontology annotation, cellular component: nucleus. Lineage: Eukaryota; Metazoa; Chordata; Mammalia; Eulipotyphla; Talpidae.
UUUGAGGAAGUGCUCAGCCCGGCGGCCUCGGCCUCAGUCUCUCCCGGGAAUCUCCCAACUUCGGCCGGGCUAGCGCGCUGCUCCAUAACGGUGGACCUGAAACUCCAGCACCUCGACUUCUGGGCCAGCCUCCAUGGCCAAGUCCCGGGACUGCUGGACUGGGACAUGGGGAACGAGCUCUUUCUGGCCUUCACCACCUCGCACCUGCCCCCCGCCGAGCAGAAACUUGCCAGAUACAAACUGCGAAUAGUUGAGCCACCAAAGCUACCACUAAAAAAAAAACCCAAUCCUGAUAAAGAUGGUCCAGAUAUUGAGCCCAACCUGUGGAUGUGGGUAAACCCCAACAUCGUGUUCCCCCCUGGAAAGCUGGAGGUAUCAGAACGUACUAAAGGAGAGGAUCGGAUGAGCACAGUGCCUGACCCUCAGCUACCUCCCAAAGAGGAAGAUGUUGACAACUGCUCAGAGGCCACCGUGGUGGAACUGCCGCUGCCUUCCUCCUGUGAGCAGUCCCCUCCUCAGAAGCGGAAGCGGCUUGCCUCUUCCUUCAGCAACUGGGAGCUCACAGAAGAGGAGGAGGCUGAGAACCAGGAUGACAGCUCCUCUGUGGCUUUCCCGUCCUCUCACAAAAGGGCCCCCCUCCACAGUCGGAGGCUUCGGCACGCCAACAGCCAGGAGGGCAGGCUCUGGUCCCGGCCCCCUCUCAAUUACUUCCACCUAAUUGCACUGGCAUUAAGAAACAGUUCCCCUUCUGGCCUCAACGUGCAACAGAUCUACAGUUUCACUCGACAACACUUCCCAUUUUUCCGGACGGCUCCAGAAGGCUGGAAGAACACCAUCCGUCACAACCUCUGUUUCCGAGACAGCUUUGAGAAAAUUCCUGUCAGCAUGCAGGGGGAGGCAGCCAACACACGACCUCGAUCCUGCCUCUGGAAGUUGACUGAAAGGGGAAACCGUCGUUUUUUGGAGGAGGCCCGUGCCUUGUCUUCCACUCGGCUGGAAACUAUCCAGCAGUGCAUGAGUCAGCCAGAUGUGAUGCCCUUCCUCUUUGACCUAUGACUCCAAAUAGCAGGAGUCACUCCAUGCCUUAUUAAAGUUAUCUGCAGCAUCCUAGUAUAUGUGUGUGAUCUUUGACAACAGAGAGAGGGAGAGGUCAGCUCUGAGGUGGAAAUGGAAUGCUCCUCGUGAGUUGGAUACAUGAUAGAUGUUCUGGAUAC